This is a messenger RNA of Hevea brasiliensis (rubber tree), 853 nucleotides long. Its product is annotated as non-specific lipid transfer protein GPI-anchored 12-like. The transcript is spliced from 3 exons. Bases 144 to 719 code for a protein of 191 amino acids. The record is from RefSeq and is a predicted model, not a curated record. Lineage: Eukaryota; Viridiplantae; Streptophyta; Magnoliopsida; Malpighiales; Euphorbiaceae.
UUGUAGGUAGUUAGUUACUUAUAUUUAUUGAUUUCUGCUUUUUCUUCUACCUAAGGCCCAAUUCUCCAUUUUAUAACUUCCAUAUCACUUUCCUUCUAAACCUUUAAACUGCCGCUGAAGCACAAAUCUAACCACCGCACAAAAUGCUCACGCUACGCACCGCCGCAAUUGUUGCCUUCAUUUUCUCCUCCACAUUAUGCACGGCGUACGCCCAGGCGCCCUCCCCUGCGCAGUUGCCGCCUUCAGCACCUUCACCUUUAGGGCCGUCAUUGGCGCCGACAACACUCGACUGCAUGACACCGGUGCUCAACAUGUCGGAUUGUUUGACUUAUGUGGGGCAAUCUAGUAAUGUGACGGUGCCGGAUAAGAAUUGUUGCCCGGAGCUGGCUGGAUUGAUCGAUGGAAGCCCUAUUUGUUUGUGUCAGCUGCUGAGUAAUAGUAGCUUGACAGAGUCUUAUGGUAUUAAGAUCGAUAUCGGUAGAGCUCUUAAGCUUCCUUCUGUCUGUCGUAUCAGCACUCCUCCGAUGAGCACUUGUGCAGCUGCGGGAUAUCCAGUGCCAGGUCCAAUAUCAGGCCCAACUCCAAGCGAAGUGUCUACCUCACCAGGUCUAGCCAGCAGUCCAUCAUCAGGAAAUGACAAAGGAGCUUCAAACAUCGCAGGCUCUGCUCAAGCAUUUAUUAUUGGCUUCGCAUUUUCAUUUCUUCUAACAUUAUUCUGAAUUGGGAAUUUGUACGUAUUUGUGAGAUUUUCAGAGCUUUUGCAGUUUGAUUUCCUUUAUUCAAAUGUUUUAAUCAUACAUGGUAUUUGUGGUAGCAUUAGUGAUUAAUAUAUAUGUUGGAGUUGUUUAAUUUA